Colossoma macropomum (tambaqui) is the source of this 450-nucleotide messenger RNA. RefSeq names its product ribosomal protein S21 (gene rps21). The transcript is spliced from 6 exons. Gene Ontology annotation, biological process: translation; endonucleolytic cleavage in ITS1 to separate SSU-rRNA from 5.8S rRNA and LSU-rRNA from tricistronic rRNA transcript (SSU-rRNA, 5.8S rRNA, LSU-rRNA); endonucleolytic cleavage to generate mature 3'-end of SSU-rRNA from (SSU-rRNA, 5.8S rRNA, LSU-rRNA). Gene Ontology annotation, cellular component: cytosolic small ribosomal subunit; ribosome. Gene Ontology annotation, molecular function: structural constituent of ribosome. The coding region runs from base 143 to 394 and encodes 83 amino acids. The record is from RefSeq and is a predicted model, not a curated record. Lineage: Eukaryota; Metazoa; Chordata; Actinopteri; Characiformes; Serrasalmidae.
UGAGCGGCUCUGGGCCGUCUGCUCUCCUUCCAUCCUGACCCCGCUUAUGUCACUUCCUCCUGCUCCGAGCCUCUUCCUUUUCGCGUCAGCCUUUCGCGGAGCGAGCUCUUCAAGCCCUUAACGGCCACCAGAAAAACUCAACAUGCAGAACGACGCCGGUGAAUUCGUGGACCUGUACGUGCCCCGCAAAUGCUCUGCUAGCAACAGAAUCAUUGGAGCGAAGGACCAUGCCUCUAUCCAGAUUAACAUUGCUGAGGUUGACAAGGUCACAGGCAGGUUCAACGGACAGUUCAAAACCUACGCCAUCUGUGGCGCCAUUCGCAAAAUGGGCGAGGCUGAUGACUCUCUGCUGAGGCUAGCAAAGAACGAUGCUAUUGUGUCCAAGAACAUCUAAGCUCAGAGAUGGACGUCUGGAGUUUCUUUGUAAAAUAAAAUAAAAAAAUGAACGUC